This is a messenger RNA of Dermatophagoides farinae (American house dust mite), 2372 nucleotides long. Its product is annotated as kanadaptin. NCBI's taxonomy places the organism in Eukaryota, Metazoa, Arthropoda, Arachnida, Sarcoptiformes, Pyroglyphidae. Gene Ontology annotation, molecular function: RNA endonuclease activity producing 5'-phosphomonoesters, hydrolytic mechanism; protein binding. The record is from RefSeq and is a predicted model, not a curated record.
GCGCCACAUAUAAUGAUUAACUUGCAUUGUAUGAAUUUGAAUCGAGUCAUUCAAUGUGUGUCUAUUUAUUUUUCGAAUAAUUUUUUCGUCCAAAAAAAAAUUAUGGCUACUGUUGAUGAUAAUGACAGCGAUUCAAAAAUGGACAAUGAAUCAAAUUCUGAAUUACAGAAUUCUGAAAUAAAAGAAGAAUCGGCUAAAAUAAUACUUCCUGAACCAUUGACAAAACUUUCACCACCAUUGAAUGUUUAUUUUCUUGAACAAAUGAAAAAUGGUUUAUCGAUCUCAAAUAUUUCGAUCAUUAAAAAUCGGCUAAUUUUUGGCCGUGCACGUGACUGUGAUAUUCCUAUGGAUCAUCCAUCAAUUUCUCGUUAUCAUGCCGCUUUAUUAUGGGCACCAAAGAAUGAUCAGGAAUUUGAAAAUGGAACAAACAAUGAAUCUUUUUGGUAUUUGAUAGACUGUGGAUCAACUCAUGGAACUAUUUGUAAUAAAAAAUCUAUUGAUCCUGGAAAAAUGAUCAAAAUAACUCCCAAUAAUAAUUUGUUUCGAUUUGGUGCUUCCACUCGUUUAUUCACAUUGGGUUCUCGUGAUGAAUAUGAUGAUUCGGACAAUUCAAAUGACGAAGUGAUACAACAACCGAAACAAAUGGUACACGAAGAUAGCGAUGCCUGUACAUGGGGAAUGUCAUUAACAGAUUGUAAUGAUGAAGAUGAAGAAACUGGCGAUAGUAUGGCCCUUAAAUCUAUUAUAGCGGCAAUGAAAGAUGGCCAAUCAUCGCUACAAUUGGCCAAUGAAAAUGUCUAUUCAGAUAAUCCAUAUAAAUGUAUUCAACAAUGGUUUGAACAUGAAGGAUAUGAUUUUGAUUACAAAAUUGAUUCGAUUCAUAAUAAAUUCAAAUGUACAUUCGAACUUCCUAUCGAUGGUCAAUGGAUCCCCGUUGAAGGUCAAUUGAUGACCAAGAAAAAAGAAGCAAUCACCGAUGCCUGUCUUCGCUGUUGUAAAUUACUCGAUCAAGCUAGUUUAUUGUUUGCAUGGCAACGAAAAGAUUCGGCUAGAGAAAAAGCUCGAAAAAAAUUCUAUGAUGAUGAUGAUGAUGAUGAUGAUCUUCUGGAUGAAACGAUCAAAUCGAAAAACAAAAAAUUGAAAAAAGAUACCGAAAAAGUAGAAAAUUAUGAUUCUCUCAAUGCUAAAUGGAAAGAAAUUAAUACCGAAUUAUGUCAGCUUAAAAUUCGUUUGGCCACCAUUGGGCUAGAACCAGGCGUCACACCAGAAAUUCCGGAAAACUUGACCGAUUCACUAGAUGUUUUCAUGAAUUCAUUAAAUCAAAAGAAAUAUGGCCUGACUAUGAAUGAAAAAAUUGAAAAAUCCAAUUUAAAGAUGAAAAUCAAACAACUUGAACAAGAACAGACAAAAAUAGAAAAACUGAUUCAACUAGCUAAACCAACUGAAAUUAUUAUGAAAAAUUUGACCACUAAAACAGAACCAAUAAUAGAACGAUCUUCUAGCUCAAAAAAUGAAGACGAAAUUAAAAUUGAAAAAAAGAAACCGGAAAAAUCGAUAACCGAAAUAUCGAAUGAAAAAUUUAUUGAAUCCUCUACGAAUCGAAUGGCAGACAACAAUGAUAAAUGUGAAACAACCAUACAACAGAAUUCUCAAUCUAUGAAUUCUAAGAAAAACUAUAAAGAAAUUCGUAAAAUUCGUCAAGAAUCAAUAAUCGAAGCUAUUAGAAAAGAGAAACGUUUAGAAAAACAACAACAACACCAACAACAGCAGCAGCAAUCGAUUGAACCGGAUGAUGAUUUUGUUGAUUGGAUUCCACUUGAUAAUCAAACUGGUGAUGGUCGUACACAUUUAAAUGAAAAAUUUGGUUAUUGAAAAUCAUCUGACAAUUAUCAUCAUUUCAUCUUAUUUUAUAUUCCCGUUUUUUGUUUCUAUCGAUAACACUGUUAAUUACGAUUUUCUCGGUUCAGAAACUAGACAAAUUGCUUCAACAAUCAAUUGGAUUGGUUCAUUAUUGCAAAGGAACAACGAUUUUUUUUGGAAGGAAUACGAGUGUCAUGUUGAUGCUGUUGUUAGUUGUACUCGUCAAGCAGCUGAAUCCAGUUUUGAGUCUCUCAAAAAAAAAAAAAAAUUUUUCUCUCUUUCUUGAUUCGAAUCCGUACUCAGUUAUUAUUACUUUAUUAUAUAUAUAAGCAACAAACAUUUUGUUUAUUAUUUUGUUGGAGAAAAAAAAACUUGACAUGUAAAAGAAAAUUUUGAAAAACAACAAUUCAAUUCAAUUCAAUUCAAUGGCCAUUGGCCAAACUGUCAUCAUUUGUAAAUUGGUGAAUUAUCGAUUUUGAAAAUUAUAAUAAAAAAAUGAACCUACACACUCA